CCCAACUGACGUAGGCUCUCACCAUUAGAGUUCAAAAUUUUAGCUAGAUUUUCAUCAGUUUGAUCCAGAAGUUCAUAGAUUAUAAGCUAUAAUUGGGUUGUUUGUUAAUUUGCAGAACAUGAUCCCAUCAAUGAUAGAGUGUGCAGAGACAAUGGUUGAAGAGUGGAAGCAUCAUAUAGACAAAGAGCUCGAUGUUUUCGAGCAUUUUAAGGUUUACACAUUGGAUGUCAUUUCCCAUACAGCUUUUGGAAGCAGUUAUGAACAAGGAAGGAGUUUCUUCCAAAUGCUGCAGAGAGUCUGCGAGCUAUCAGUUAGGAAUGGAUAUAAAGUUCGUCUCCCGAUAAUCAGUAAGAUAUUCAAAUCGAAAGACGACGUUGAAGGAGAGCGACUCGAAAAGAGAAUGAGAGAAUGCUUCAUAGAGAUCAUAAGGACAAGAGAAGAGAAGUUGAUGAAUGGGGAAGCAGAAGGGUAUGGGAAUGACUUCUUGGGAUUGCUGGUGAAGGCGAAGAACGAGCCUGAAAAAGCACAGAGGUUGUCUGUGGAUGAUAUUGUGGAUGAAUGUAAGACGUUUUACUUUGCUGGGCAUGAGACCACCAAUGCGUUGCUGGCUUGGACUAUGUUUCUGUUGGCGUUGCAUAGGGAAUGGCAAGAGGAAGCAAGGAAGGAAGUCUUCAAGGUUCUUGGUGACAAGAAUCCAACAAUGGAAAGUCUCCCCAAAUUAAGAACGAUGAAUAUGAUCAUCAAUGAAUGCCUGAGGCUGUAUCCUCCAGCAAUGACAUUAUCACGCCAAGUGCAGAAGGAAACCAGACUGGGGAGCUUGGUGCUUCCGAGUCGAAUUCGGGUGCUGAUACCGACGCUUGCAGUCCAACACAACACCGAGUUAUGGGGAGAAGAUGCAGAUGUUUUCAAACCAGAAAGAUUUGCAGAAGGGGUCGGGAAAGCCACCGAAACGAACUCGGGUGCAUAUCUCCCCUUCGGGUUGGGGCCUAGAAGCUGCGUCGGGAUGAACUUUGCAUUGAACGAAGCCAAAAUAGCAUUGUCCAUAAUUCUACAACGAUUUUCCUUCACCCUUUCACCUUCCUACUCUCACUCCCCUAUUCAGUUUCUUACUAUUAAUCCCCAGCAUGGAGUUCAGCUCAUUCUCCAUCCAGUUUAACAUCUCAACGUGAUAUGAACCAAGACAUCUCAAUUAUAUAAUAUUAAUGUCACGUUAAGAAGAAUCAAGCUUAGUUUAUACAACAAAGUCAUCAAAAUACUAUGAAUAGAAUUUCAUUUAUUCU
Molecule: messenger RNA, 1280 nt
Organism: Cucurbita maxima (winter squash)
Lineage: Eukaryota; Viridiplantae; Streptophyta; Magnoliopsida; Cucurbitales; Cucurbitaceae
Product: cytochrome P450 CYP749A22-like
Exons: 3
Coding region: 119-1156 (345 amino acids)
Molecular function (GO): oxidoreductase activity, acting on paired donors, with incorporation or reduction of molecular oxygen; iron ion binding; heme binding
Source: RefSeq, a predicted model, not a curated record